Mizuhopecten yessoensis (Yesso scallop) is the source of this 2629-nucleotide messenger RNA. RefSeq names its product zinc metalloproteinase nas-15-like. The record is from RefSeq and is a predicted model, not a curated record. The transcript has 12 exons. Bases 461 to 1717 code for a protein of 418 amino acids. Gene Ontology annotation, biological process: proteolysis. Gene Ontology annotation, molecular function: metalloendopeptidase activity; zinc ion binding. Lineage: Eukaryota; Metazoa; Mollusca; Bivalvia; Pectinida; Pectinidae.
AAUAUGUAAAUUACCUGAGAAUGUAUUAACCUGGUUCGAUACCAGACUCAUAGUGAGCUUAAGAAUUAGUAUCACUGACGUAAUAUUUGAGGUUGAAGCGGAAACGGGUUCGAUGUUUUCAAGACAUUAAUAAUGUUGUGUUUGUUGAUGAAUAUGCUAUGUCAGACCGUCUAACUUUAUGGUCAGUCCGGUCGAUGUUUCUCAGACAGGCUCCUAGACAUAGAGGAUUAUAGAAUUAACAUGUGCUUACACCAUCCACAAGCUGCUGACGACCAGUAAGGAUCCGUUUCCAGUCCCUUGGUGUGGCAUUUAUCAGGCCGUAAUACUCUACAAAGGUCACAUUUUUAAGACGAAAUGCAGGAAGAUAUCAUGUUGAAUGCGGUCGGGCAUAUUUUUGUUUCUCUACUGUAAUAACAAGUUUUGACUGGCAAAAGGCUGCCAAUUUCUGGAUUAAAACAAAAUGAUUUUUAGAUUGUGGCUUAGUAUAUUUUUGAUACUUAAUUACUCGCCAAGCUGUGACCCAAACAGACAUAACUCCCGGGCUAACAGGAUCCUCGAUCGGAUUACAAAGUUUAUCGCCAGCGACGUAGCUGCCGAAUCAAAGGCAAAACUUCUUGGAGUGCUUAUGAACGUUUCGGACACUGUCCCAGUGACAAAAACUCCACAAAAACCAGUCACUGUCCCACCUCAAUUGGUGAUUGGACCGGGUGGUAAAGGGGGAAAAGCUUCCUCUCUAGAACCGAUAGACCAGCUCUUAAUGGAUGCUGCAGGUAUGGUACCAGAACCAGGUACGGCGUUUAAUGAGCCGGAGAUCCUGGCGGACUCGGAUGUCGUGAAAUUUGACGGAGACAUACUAAUGAAGUUAGAACAAUUUGCAAAGAUACAGAGAAAUGUGACAUUGAGUCUAUUUGAAGAAGCGCUAGAGAAAAACUUGGAACAAGAAAAACUAAACAUUACUUUACUGGAAUGGAUCAACUCGCUAGUGCCACGUUCAUCGUCUCGUAAGGUGCGAGCAGCCAGACGGGACCCGCGACGGUUCUGGAGGAAUGGCGUCGUGCCUAUCAGAAUCGACAGUAACAACUUCCGAAGUAAUCACAAGAAGCGAAUAGCUCGAUCGAUGGACAGAAUUUCGGAGGCAACAUGCAUUUGUUUUGACAUUAUUACAAAAGCCGAAGCACUUGCAUAUAAGCCGCACAUCAGAAUAAUCGACGGAAAUGGGUGUAGGUCCUAUGUCGGCUACUCUGUACGGUGGGGAAAAGGCUACCUAGCACAAGAUCUCACCCUUGGUCGGAGAUGUAGAAGACCGCGCAUUGCUGUACAUGAGUUGUUGCACGCGCUGGGAUUAUUUCACGAACAAUCAAGACCGGAUAGGAAUGCGUUCGUCGACAUCAAGAUCGAAAAUGUGAUUCCACGGAACAGAGGCAAUUUUAAUCGUUUUGGCCGCCGAACAGUAAACACUAGGGGAGUCCCGUACGAUUAUACGAGUAUCAUGCAUUACAGUAACAAGGCAUUUAGUUUGAAUGGUGAAUAUACGAUCAUCCCUAAAGGUUCCGACAACAGGGAUAAAUACCUAGAUAAGAUUGGAAGGACACGGUACAUGAGCCGGGGUGAUAAAGCAGUGCUAAAUAUAAUGUACAACUGCCCGUCACAUACUGCCAGCGCUAAACCUACCUGUGAAGAUUACCCAUACAACUUUCCACCAGACGACCCGAUAUAAAGCAGUGUUAAAUAUAAUGUACAACUCCCCGUCACAUACUGCCAGCGCUAAACCUACCUGUGUAGAUUACCCAUACAACUUUCCACCAGACGACCCGAUAUAAAGCAAUGUUAAAUAUAAUGUACAACUGCCCUUCACAGACUGAGGACACUAAAUCUACCUGUGAAGAUUUCUUAUACAACUUUCCAUCAGACGACCCGAUAUAAAGAUGGAAGAACGUUUGAUUCCUCUACUGAAAUAUACCUAUUCCGAAUAUCACGGUACUGUGAAAUACAGCAUACGACGGAUUACACAUGUGCUUAAAGUGGAUGGCUAUUCAUGAGAAUCAGUUAGAAUAUUUAAGUCAUAAGCUCAUUUGCUACGAUUGGUAGUUUUAUAUAGUACCUUUGUUAUAUGACAAUGAUGUCAGUCAUCGAUAUAUUUACUAGAAAAAAAAUAACCAUUUUAUAUGACGUCAAAUAGCUACGAAGGGUGACGCAGCAUUGUUUGUUGUUACGUCAUCGCUUUAUGUACAUCAGUAUGUUGAUUUUGUCGAUUUCAAUGUUACACUGAACGACAAAAGUUAUUAGAAAUUACAAAUUGUCAUUAGUUGUGCAUCAGACAUUCUCUGAAUUCAGACAAUAAAAUAACCUCCAAAAUGUAUUCUAGAAGACAAAAUAGUGAAUAGUGACUGAUGUUGUUGUAUUGUUAACGUUACCUUCUGCUAUAUUGGUAUAUUUCCUGUAGAACCUAAAUAUCCUCCUUUAACACUUCUCAGUUUGACCUUUACUGCUAUUCAUUAGUCAAUCUACAAGCGUGAGUAACAACCGGCUGUGUAAUAUUUCCUCGUGGCAAACACACAGCCGAAGUUAUUUGUCAUAUGUUUGUAAUUGAUGCUAAAUAAAAGAUUUAAGGUAAAAUAAAAAUGUUUUG